AUGAUCUUCUAACUCCGAUACAAUACAAAAUUGUCAGAAUCUUUGAAUAACAGCAAAGAUUAUCAUUCAAUGCAACAUCCUAAAUGGAUUGUACCUAAUACCCAUAGAAAUGAUCAUUAAUAACUAACACAUAGAAAUAAACUUCUUCCCAAAUAUCCUGAUGACAUGUUGUUGUGCUUAGUCUCUAAAGGACUAGCUCCAAUUAACAAAAAGAAAAUGAAAAAUCUACUCAUAAAUGAAACAUUCUCUAAUAACAAAGAAUUCCCUCCAGAUAUGAAGCAAGAACAUCCCUAUUAUAAUCUUAAACCGAAUCCAUCUUUUUCAGAAAUUGACAAACGUAAUUUUAAUUUAUAUACCUUAUAGAAACCAAAAAGGCUUUACCUCCUCUUUAGUUAAUACCUAAGAAACCAUCAAUUCGAAUACAAUCUAGAGAGAAGGAGUCGAAUGAAUUAUAUUCAUCCAAAAGUAGUAAAUUAGUAAGUCCAAGAAUUCAGAGAAAAAGCAAUAAGAAAACACCAGGAUAAUCAACAGAAAAGGAUAAAAUAUGUAGAACAUCUUCUACACCAUUUAUAUAUAAGACUCUGUAAAAGGAAAAUUUGACUAGCAGAUCUGGUUCUUCAACUUAGCGAUCAAAGUCAAAAAAUUAAAAACCAUAAAAAUUGACAAUCUAAAAUUCUAAAUAGAAUUCAGGAAAAGAAAGAAGAUAUACAUAAAAUCAAAACAAAGUACUUACUAUUUAAAAAUCUUCGAUUAAGAUGAUAGAUCCUUAAGAGAAGAAACUUCAAGUUAAAAGAAAAACAAGAUAGGCUUAAACUAUUUAAUAAUAAUAAUAAUAAUAAUAAUAAUAAUAAUAAUAAUAAUAAUAAUAAUAAUAAUAAUAAUAAUAAUAAUAAUAAUAAUAAUAAUAAUAAUAAUAAUAAUAAUUAUAGAUUAUAUCUAGCAAAUAAAAUACUUAACCUAAUAAUAACCAAAAGUAAACUACCUUAAUUUCUUCAAAUCAAUAAUAAAAUUUAUUAAAAGAUAAAUUACAAUUAAGGCAUACAUCUUAUAGAUGCUUUUUAAAUAAAAUAAAUUUUUCAAAUAAUUAAUGCAUUCAAUCACCUAACAAAAUGGAAAUUCCUGCAUAUUACUUUUAUGUUGGAAAAGGAAAUAAUGCUAGUUUGAUUAAAAACUUAUUUCGUUAGAGAUGGUGGUGGCAAGAAAUUGAAACUAUGGAUCUUAACAAAACCAAUAUGAUUUGGACUUAAUUGAAAUAAAACAUUUGCAUUGAAAAUUUAACAGCAUUUAAUGUUAUAAGUAAUGAUUCAAAUUACAAUAAUGAUUCAUUUAUUUAAAGUAUUGAAGAUACAGUGGCUGAUUCUAGUGAUUCUGAAUUGGAAAUCAGCAUCAAACACAGAUCUGUUCCACUCUUUAACACUAAUUUAUAAGCCAAAUAACCAUUUUAAUAAAUUAGUAAUUUAAAUUAAUUAAAGAGAAUAUUCAAUUAAAUUGAACUUUAAAAACUAUUAGCUUAUAUGAAAGAUAAUAAUUUAUGGGACUCUUAGUUAGUGUUCAGCGAUUGUUCUGAAAAAUUGCUCUUAAACAUCAAAGGAGUACAAUAUUCACCUAUAAUUAUUAGUUUCACACCUCAACUAGAAUAGAGAGUAGAAAUUAUAGAAUGCAUAAUCAUAUGUAAGACAAUUGGCAUUUGGGAAAUAAGAAAGCUCUAUUUUAUAAUAUGAGGAACUAUUUUAAAAUAAUUAAGGAAGAUUAUACAAAAUACAUUCCAAUUACUUUUCAUAUUCAAUAAGGGACAAUUGAUCCAGAAUAUCUUAGAUUUGUUGAUUAUUAUAACAAAAGACAAGAAGAAAUAAGAGAAUAAGAGAAGAAAAUUUAUAUGGAUUAUAGGAAAGAGAAGAAAGUGAAACCAAUAAAUUUAUGGAUAGUAAAACCUGGAGAAUGUACAAAUAGAGGAAAUGGAAUUACAGUUUGUUAAGACUUAAUGGAUAUAAAUAAGAUAAUAAUGGAAGAAUAGCCUGAUGGGAGAUAGAGAACUUAUAUAAUUUAAUAAUACAUAGAUAAUCCAUUUUUAUAUAAUAAGAGAAAGUUUGAUAUUAGAUGUUAUAUGCUUCUUACAUCUUAGAAUGGAAUAUUAAAAGGAUAUUGGUAUUAAGAAGGAUAUAUAAGAACAUCUUCAAAGGAAUUUACUACCAAGUGUCUUAACAAAUAUAUUCACUUAACAAAUGAUGCAGUUUAAUCAAAAGAUGAAGAUUAUGGUAAGUAUGAAUUUGGAAACAAGAUUUCAUUUCUAGAAUACUAAAGAUAUUUGGAUACAUUUCAUAAAGAAUAGAAAUUAAAUUUCUUUGUUGAUAUCUAUCCAAAAAUGAAAUAGAUUGCUUUAGAUUUAAUGAAAGCAUCAUAUGGAAAGAUUGAUCAUUAAAGAAGAUCAAAUAGUUUUGAAGUAAAUGUUAAUAAUAAUAUUAUUAAUAGCUUUUUGGAUUAGAUUUUAUGAUAGAUGAUAAUUUUAAACUUUGGUUAAUUGAAGCAAAUACAAAUCCAUGUCUAGAAUUAUCAUGUCCACUUUUGAGUAAAAUAAUCCCAACCCUUGUUGAAAAUUUGUUUAGGUAAUUUAUACCUUAUAAAUUAGAAUUGCCAUAGAUCCAAUUUUUCCUCCUCCUUUCUUUGAGGAAUGGCCUCUGAAUAAAAAACUAUUUAUUCCUGAUAAUGUCUUAGAAAAUAAUAGAUUUGAACUUAUGUUUGAUGAAUUAAUUGAUAAAAAAACAAUGAUCAACUUAUAUAGGGAUAAUAAAAUUGAAUAGGAUUGUUUUAAGAUAGAGGAGGAAGAAGAGGAAGAAGAAGUGAAAGAUUGA
Paramecium pentaurelia is the source of this 2849-nucleotide messenger RNA. Lineage: Eukaryota; Ciliophora; Oligohymenophorea; Peniculida; Parameciidae. The record is from the annotation of a GenBank genome assembly.